Messenger RNA from Saccostrea cuccullata (small rock oyster), 5078 nucleotides. Its product is annotated as voltage-dependent R-type calcium channel subunit alpha-1E-like. The coding region runs from base 249 to 4769 and encodes 1506 amino acids. The transcript is spliced from 37 exons. Gene Ontology annotation, cellular component: voltage-gated calcium channel complex; membrane. Gene Ontology annotation, molecular function: high voltage-gated calcium channel activity. Gene Ontology annotation, biological process: calcium ion import across plasma membrane. NCBI's taxonomy places the organism in Eukaryota, Metazoa, Mollusca, Bivalvia, Ostreida, Ostreidae. The record is from RefSeq and is a predicted model, not a curated record.
CAUUGUGUUAAAAGUAUUUAUACAUUGAUACCUAUGUAUAAAUUGACAGUGAACACUUUUUUGAUCAAUGUAAUAAAUUCUGUACACUUGUUUUAAAGAUGUAUGAUGAAUAUUGUAAAUUCAUUUGAGAUUUUACAUGUAUGUUGAUCAGAUUUAGGACACCUAGCUUGAACCGACGACAUGUCAGAAGAGAUGUUGAAUUGACCUUAUAGCGGAAGUCGUUGAUAUCUGACCUUCUUUGGCAUUAAAUGAUGGAAUUAAUGGAAGAAAGAUAUCCAUUGCGUCGACAGAAAUCAUCAUCAAAAGAAAGACGAACUAUUUACGAACUUGUCAGCGAAAUUCAAAAUGACCAGCAGUUACAUACAAUCAAUGAAAAUGACAGAUCACUGUUUAUAUUUGAGAGAAAGUUGUUCAUCAGAAGAUUAGCUAUAUAUGUGACGGAAAGUAAAUUUUUUGAAGGUUUCAUCUUAAUUACAAUUAUAGCUAAUUGUAUUGUAUUAGCCCUGGAGGAACAUUUACCAAACAAGGACAGAACAAAGCGAACCAUAGAACUGGAAAAAUCAGAGGUUUAUUUUUUGUUCAUCUUUACUACCGAAGCUGUUUUGAAGAUAAUUGCAAAUGGGUUCUUCUGUGGGCGAAAUGCAUAUCUACGGGACAACUGGAACAAACUUGAUUUUCUUGUUGUUAUUUUGGGAAUUUUGGAGCAUAUGUUAACAUUCUUGGGUGACGGUGUAGACCUGAAUCUACUGCGAUUGGCAAGAGUUCUGCGGGCCCUGAGACUUAUAUCUGGAAUACAAAAUAUGAAGGUAGUGACCACGACCAUUUUUCGGUCCGUAUUCCCCCUGCUGCCUGUCUUCUUUCUCGUCACUAUGGCAGUGCUAAUCUUCGCCAUUAUUGGUAUGGACUACUACAAGGGAGCAUUUAAUAGGGCCUGCUUCCAAGAUAGCAGACCCAGGAUGGCUUAUAACGAUAGAAUGAGCCUUUCCGACAUUCCAGAGCCCCCGCGGCCAUGUCAGGUUGACCGUGCAGGCGAUGGUCAUCACUGUACCGGAAAUACCACGUGUCGUCGGUAUUGGAUAGGGCCCAAUAGGGGUAUCACAAGCUUCAACAACAUUGGCUUGGCAUUACUGACGGUAUUUCAAUGCCUCACUAUGGAAGGCUGGACCGACUUGUAUUACUGGACUAAUGAUGCCAAAGGUACACAACUGAACUGGCUGUACUUUAUCCCACUGAUUAUGUUCUGUGCCUUUUUCAUGAUGAAUCUAGUACUUGGAAUAUUAAAAGGAGUCUUUACAAGAGAACGAGAAAAAAUACAACGAGAAAAGAAAAAUGAAAAAUUCAUAGAUCCUGAUGAAAAACAGCAAAUGCGAAACUAUUUCCAAUGGAUAAACAGAGGAGAAGAAAUUAUGUGUAGGGAGCAUUCUUCCAUACCGAAGGAUACACAUGAAAGUUUCAAAGAAGCUUUCAAAAGAGAGAUGUCAAAAAUAAGGGUAUUAUAUGUGAGAAGAUUUGUGGAGUCGGAUGUGUUCUUCUGGGGUACCAUGUCCUGUGUGGCGACUAACACUGUAAUUUUAGCCACAGAACAUUACAAUCAGCCUCAGUGGAUGGAUAGUUUACAGUAUUAUUUAGAAAUUUUGUUUGUUGUGUUGUUUACCAUUGAAGUAUUCCUAAGGAUAUAUGCACAUGGAUAUCAACAAUAUUUCUACUCCUCCUUUAACAAAUUCGAUGCAUUGGUUUGGGUAAUUAGCGUCAUAGGGUUAAUCCUGCUUAUUCGUUCUGGUAAUCGAGGCUUAAGGUGUAGUGUCUUCAGAAGUCUGAGAUUGCUUCGAGUUUUCAAGAAAACAAGGUAUAAUGACAAAAUAGAGAAGCUGAUUCAGGUGAUGACCGGAAGUAUGUCCUACAUGCUGAGUCUGCUAUUUCUUCUCUUCCUGUUCUUGUUUGUGACUACGCUGAUCGGGAUGCAACUGUUUGGCGGAAGAUUUAACUUUGAAGAAGGGAGACCAGCUUCCCAUUUUGAUUCUUUCCCAAAAGCUAUAUUGACAGUAUUUCAGAUUAUGACGGCAGAGGACUGGAAUUCAGUCAUGUACAACGGAGUUCGGGCCUAUGGUGGAAUAGACGGACUGGGGGUCUGCGUGGUGUUUUUCUUCAUAGUUGUCGUACUUUUUGGAAACUAUACACUUCUCAAUGUUUUCUUCGCCAUUGCAGUGGAUAGCCUUGCUGAGGCAAAAGAACGCUCUGAUGCAGAGAAAGAGAAAGUGAAAUCUGAAAUAAAGAAAGAGAGAAUGAAAGAUGAGGAAAGAACCUGUGAUAAUUUAAGUAACUCUACCAAUGAAAAAGGAAGCACAAUACCACAUCGCACUCUCUGUAUCUUUGGCCAACAAGGCAGGGUGAGAGUGUUCGUCGGAAAAGUGGUCCGUCAGGAUUGGUUUGAAAAAUCGGUGAUGAUCUGUAUAGUACUAAGUAGUAUUACUCUUGCAGCAGAAGACCCUACAAAGGGCAAUAACGCCGGCCGCAACAAAGUGCUGUUUUGGAUAGAUGCUGUUUUUGCUUUAGUAUUCACCAUGGAGAUGAUACUGAAAAUUAUCGAUAUGGGGUUUCUGUUGCAUAAAGGAUCAUAUCUAAGACAUGCAUGGAAUUACUUGGAUGCUAUGGUUGUUGUUGCUUCUAUCAUAUCCUUAUUUAUAAGACACUCAAAUACGAAGUCAUUGAAGAUCUUCAGGGUUUUAAGAAUCUUAAGAAUUUUAAGAACGAUCAACGUCAAAAGGUUCAAGGGCUUAAAGAAAGCAUGCGAGAAGUUUUCUAAAUCGGUAAAGAGCGUAGGACCCCUGGUUUUGAUUUAUGUGCUGAUGCACCUCACAUUUUCCAUCAUGGCGGUUCAGCUACUGAAAGGAAGAUUGUGUUACUGCACGGACAUCUCAAAGCAUACUCCAGAUCAAUGCAGGGGAACAUUUAUCCAGUAUACUGGAUUUCAUUUUCAAAACCUCGAAGUCAGCAACAGAGAAUGGAAGAGGCGUGAUUUUCACUUCGAUAACGUUUUCGCCGCGAUGACAACUCUGUUCGUCAUAACUACCGGAGAGGGGUGGCCAGACAUUUUAGAUUCGGCAACAUCAAGCUCCGGAAUUGACAAAGGACCAAAACAUGAAGAAAACUUACCUAUUUCUAUCUUUUUUGUUGUUUAUAUUGCCAUUGCACCCUUUUUCUUCCUGAACGUCUUCAUCGCUAUGAUAACAGUCGCAUUUCAAUCUGAUAAAGGGAACAAAAAGAAUGAAAAUACUAUUGGGUUAACUGAAAAUCAGGAGAAUUGUAUUCUAUAUGUUGCAAAAACUGAGCCAGAUAAAACAAGAUUUGUACCAAAGGAUGCAUCUAAACCCCGGGAAAUGAUAUGGCAACUUGUAAUAUCUGAUCUCUUUGAAAAUUUUAUCAUGCUGUUGGUCAUUUUAAACACGAUAUGCUUAGCUAUGGAGUAUCAAGAUCAGCCAGAGUCCUAUGCAUUAGCUUUGUGGUAUUCAAAUCUGACGUUUGUAGUUUUAUUUGUCCUGGAAGCAUCGUUGAAACUACUUGCACUACGCAAGAAUUAUUUUUCUGACAAUUGGAACAAGAUGGAUUUCGUUCUUGUUGUGGGCAGUGUUAUCGACGUCGUCCUAGAUUUUUAUAAAAUUCAAGGCCUCAACUUUCGGGCAUUUAGAGCGGCUCGCGUAAUAAAAUUGUUAAAGAAAUUCAGGCAACUCAGAUAUCUUUUAUGGAGCUUUUAUGUAUCUAUGAAGUCUUUGCCAUACGUAUUUUUUCUGAACUUUUUGUCAUUCUAUGUGUUUGGAGUUCUUGGAAUGCAGAUCUUCGGGGAUAUUAAACUUGAUGACAAUACUUCUAUCAACAGAUACAACAACUUUAAGAAUAUAGGUACUUCCUUGUUACUUUUAUUUAGAUGUGCCACGGGUGAAAAUUGGCAACAGAUAAUGCUCGACUGUAUGGACUGGCGACCAUGUGAGGGCGCUAGCCGAGGAACUUCUUGUGGUACCAACUGGGCAUAUCUAUACUUUAUUCUUUUUAUAACUUUAUCAACAUUUUUGGUAAUGAACCUGUUUGAAGCAGUCAUAGUGAACAACUUUGACUACUUGCAUCGUGAUCCUUCUGAGUUGGGAAUACAGCAUCUCUCUACCUUUACAGACCUUUGGCAUAAGUAUGCCAGUUUCCAAAACCCAGCGACUAUGAAUGUCAUCAGAUUAGAGGAUUUUGUCAAGUCCAUGGAACCCCCUCUCGGCGUUGGUAGUAAGUGUCCUAAAAGGCAAGUGCAUCUUUUCCUUAUGAGGAUGAACUUAAAGCUUACAAGAAGCCAGACAGAGGGGUUCCUUACUGUCAAUAUUUGGAACGUGAUGUUUGGUCUAGUGGGGUCAGCGCUGGGUCUUCACAAUGACCAAUGGAAGGAUGAAAAUUAUGCAGCUCUCAGGAACACGAUCAAAAAACAGUUGAAAUUGGACGAGAACAAACUAGACCUAAUGAUACCAGAAUCUCAACCUGAGAUCGGUUUAAGGGAGUAUAUCGUUAUUAAAAAGUGGAAGAAGUUUGCGCAGAGAGAGAAGACCUUAUCAGAAAAUGCUCCACGAAAAAGGAUAAAGACUAACUUGUUCAACCUAAAUAGGAAGGAUUCUAAAACAAGGAAGUCUCAAGCACGUUUGAAAAGAACAACAGUUCCCCAAAGCCAUCCCAUGAUCAUGAUGGACAAUUUUUCAGAGGUUCCUCACAGUAAUUCAAUGCUGGAAAGUUAUCUGUGAAAAUAUAUUCAGUUUUAACGAAGUCGUCACUUUUCGAUAAUUUAGAAAAUUUGUGAACAAGUGUAAUUGUAAAAUGCCAAGUUGGAAAAAGCGUCAAGAAAGCACCAUGUUCUGGUAGUGUAAAUGUAAACAAUAUUCCUCCAUUUAAUUGCUAGUUUGUUGUUUUCAUGUUUGUAUCAUAUAAUGAAAAGCAAAACCGUCAACUAAAAAUCUAAAUUAAAUUUACUUCAUGAUAGUAUAAAAAGACUAGAUAGUAUUUGAUAUUUAGCAGCACCGUUCAAUGCAAAUAAAAUCAAGACUUUAAAAAUG